UUGUAAGUUUCUGUCGGGAGUAUUUCUAAGAAUUCUGUAGGCAAAUUUGACAUGAAGAAAAAAUGUAAGCGUAUUUAAAUGACUACCAGUCUAAAUAACACUUAACUCAGCGUUGGCAGCAACUGAAGUGGACUCAUUUAAGUAUGGGCUGCCUCAUUUCUUCGAUAAGUUUUUUCCUUUUAGUAUUUGCUCUCCAUGGAAUAUGUGACGGAUAUUACAUGAAACCAUACUCAGGUGGUGGAUCAGGCGGUGCGAAGAUUCCCCAACCGCCGAAGCCACCCAUCAAGAAACCGAAGCCGCCUGUCAGGGCAACAAAGCCUCCAACAACUAAGCACGCCCACCAAGUGGUACGCCCGCCCCCCACGCCCAAGCCUACGGUACCCCCAGACGUGUCGAAAGGCGGCAGCAAGGGCACGCUGAAUCGCGGCGUGGGCUGGGGCAUCGAGUUCAACAUCUUCCUAUGGGUCGAAGUGGCUGUGGUUACCGAACAUUACGCGCCGGUGUACGUACCGACGACGACGCUGGCAUCUGUUGCUGAAGUCGUGUACUACACCGACCCACCCGCGGCCAAAUCCGGAUGGGGUGACUUGAUCUUCGCUUUCUACGACUCCUCCGCAUCAUCCGGUAAGAAAUGGUCCAGCGGCAGCUAUGCCAUGCGAUCAGUGGGUGGUGGCACUGACGACACGGACAACUCCAUCAUCGCUUUCAUCGUCAUCGGAGUGGUUAUCACAGUCGCCAUUGGUGGCGCGCUGUACUGGCGGCACAAGAAGCAGCAGGCCCUCGGCGCAGAGGAGGCGGACGAGGAAGCUAAGGAGGAGCCAGCGGCGGCGGAGGAGGGGGAGGGGGAGGAGGAGAAGCCAGCACCGGCCGAGGAGGCAUGAGGGUAGCCGACACCAGACCGAUGGCUCGCGCGCGCGCUGGCCUUCAGCUGGCUGCGUGGGCGCCUGCGAGACGGCUGGCUGGUCUCUGCCUCAGCCACCCUGCUACUGUGUGCUGACCUGAACGAAAACCGCGCGAUUUGUUUCGGUGACUGGCAAGGCUGGUUAGAAUUGCAUUCAACGAUUUUAGACAAGGCAGCAGUACGUUAAGUCGUCAUGAAGGGCCUCUGGUGUCGGUAUGUUGUAUUUGCCUUAAAAUGAGCCUCCACCAAUGCAUGAACCCAAAAUCAUUCUGGCAAUAUGCGCACGUAAACUGAAAUUAUAAUAUACAUCGUUCAGCAAGAAAAUGCGUAGCAAUUCACAUAAGGACAGCGGUUUCCAUUACACAGAGCACGAAAUGUAUGUGAUGAGAACCUUCAUUGUUUCUUGUACAUAAACACCAGCACUUU
This is a messenger RNA of Pollicipes pollicipes, 1327 nucleotides long. RefSeq lists its product as uncharacterized. The record is from RefSeq and is a predicted model, not a curated record. Bases 144 to 881 code for a protein of 245 amino acids. The transcript has 4 exons. NCBI's taxonomy places the organism in Eukaryota, Metazoa, Arthropoda, Thecostraca, Pollicipedomorpha, Pollicipedidae.